CCUCUGCGUCAGUCGUUCGCGUAGAGUCGGAUGGGUCGUUUCACGCUUCCUUGACGCGACAUAUUCGCGCGCUCGUGCCUCUCCUUUUUUGCCCUUAUUUCGUCCAUUAAUACUAUUUUCUCUUUCUCUCUUUCUCUCUUUCUUUCUCUCUCUCUCUCUCUCUCUCUCUCUCUCUCUCACUCUCUCUUUUUCUUUUUCCCUCUGUCUUACACAUUGGUCAUUUCAUUGGCUCCGUUAACCCUCCUUUUUUCGUGGUGACUAUACGUCAUCGAGAAAUAAGAAGAGGAAGAAGGUGUUUUCCAGGAGGAGGAGCGGCUCGGGGGCACCGCAGCGACCGUGCCUUUUCGAAUCUCGCUGCGGUGAUACCUCCCUCCUGGAUUUUCAUCGUGCUUAAUAAUGAGGGACAUGGCGGGCAAGAUCGCCGAGUUGAAGUUCGAGGCACCCCUUGCGCGCUUCGAGGAGGAGGAAACAGCCAGUUUAAAGAAUAUGAAUCUUUUGACGGAACAACUCUUGGAUACCAGUUUGGAUACGAAUUUCGGUGAAAAUUGCAAUGCAAACGAGGAACCGACCACCAAUCAUGACAACAGUACGGACAUCUUACAGGAAGGUACCUUUAGCCCUUUCAGCGGUAGUCUCGAAGACCUGGUUAACACGUUUGACGAGAAGAUAACUUCGUGCUUUCGCGACUAUGGCACCGAUGUUGAAUCAUUGGCACCAGUGCAAGUUAGAACGCAAGAGGAGAUUAUGAACGAGUGCCAGAUGUGGUGGACUAUUACCGGUACUUUUGGCAAUAUUUUACCAAUCGACUGGAGCAAAUCUUAUGCAAGAAAAAUGCACAUGCCAGCAUUGAAUCUUAACGAGGCACCGAUUUCAUUGGAAAGACCAGAAUUAGAAGAUUUAAGUAGCGAGGACGAAGCUGUAGCAACGGAUUUGGAUAUGCACGCAUUGAUAUUAUCUAGCAGCACCGAUACUCAUAGCCCAGAGGAACCCUUGAAAACAGCUGAAGAGGUACUUCGUGAGAUAGAUGACAUUAUGCAGGAGAGUCCGUCUAUGGAAAGAUCACCUGAUUCCGAUGGUUCCUUGCUUGACAGCGACGAGGCAUUGGAAAGGAGUAGAGAAGUUCUUGGCUCGCCAUUACAUGAGAAAAAAUUGAAACAAUUGACUUCGAAUCAACUUACCGAACUAUUCGGAGAAAUGGAAUCGCUUGUUGGAGCAUUGAGCGAGACUCUCGUAGCUGAACUUGCAUUAAGAGAUGAGCUGGAAUACGAAAAGGAAUUGAAGAAUCAAUUUAUCUCGCUUUUGUUGGCAGUACAAAAUCGACGAAGACAGCAUCACGUUACAAAGAAGAAAAACCAAAUGCAGAAUGGUACUAGUCCGUUACCGCAGCAUAGGUCAUUGCAAGAAUCGAAAUAUUUGACCACUGUUAUUCCAUAUCACACGGACAGCGGACCACCGAAUAAUCAGGCUCUGCAAGUCCUUAUUAAAAUAUUGAAAGCAAUUAGCGAAGAUAGCCCAACUGUACCAACUUUGCUAACAGAUUAUAUUCUCAAAGUUCUCUGUCCUACUUAGUGAGUGUGUACAGUCGAUUUUCUUCGGAGAUACUCAAAAGUCCAAAACAAUGAUUGCUCUCUUCUUCUUGCCAAUGCUCUGCAACCAUCAUCGUACCGCGUGCGUUGUAUUUGAAACAACCAUUCUUGCUUCUGAGUUGUACUUUAAUAUUACACUCGAUGUGUAUUGGCUGUAGGAUUAGAAGUGGUAACCUGAUAUUCUCAUCUAGUCUUAAUUUAUAUACAUAUAUAUACAUAUAUAUAUAUAUAUAUAUAUAUACAUAUAUAUAUACAUAUAUACAUAUACAUAUAUAUAUAUAUAUAUUUAUAUAUUUAUAUAUAAAGGGUAGAUCACGGGAAUGUUCGUGAUUUUGAAUGAUAUUAGGAACAUUGCUUGAGAUAACAGGAAUAUUUAUAUAUAUAUAUAUAUAUAUCUUAAAUAAAUCUAGAGAUUUUGAAGAAUUAUAGAACAUGAUAAUAUUUCAUUUAAAAUUUCUCUUAUGGGAGAGAGAACGUUCGUUGAAUGUUUACCAUUCUGUUGAAGACUUUCUAAUGUGUUCAGCGCGAUUGAACACAUUAGAAAUUGAUUGAUUACAAUAUACAACACUUUCUAACUGUUCCCUAUAGAAAAAUCUUUUUUCAGGUUGCAUUAUCUACGAAUUUAUCGAUCUUAUAUAUAUCACCAGAUUUUUGAAUUUGACAAAUCAAGAUUUUUUUAUGAGUACAUUUAAAGAAUGUUGUGUAUCGCAGUCGAUUAGCCAAUUUGAUUAAAUUAGAAAAUAAUGUUGCGUCAAGUCAUUAGCCAUUAUAUCGUCAUUGUGCAAUAUCUAAUGUGUUCACUCGCACUCAGAAGGAUCUCCAACAGAAUAGUAUACAUUUGAUGGGACGUUCCUUUUCGUAUAAAGCAUUUGAAAUUAACUAUUAUCCAUAUGUUAUAAUUCUCCAAAAUCUAUAGAUUUAUUUAAGCUAUAAUAAAUAUUCCUUCCAUGUAUAGCAGUGUAUUCAAUAUCAUUUAAAGUUCCCUAAUUCCCUUUUGACUCGACCUUUAUGUAUUUAUAUUUAUAUAUAUAAAUACAUAUAUAUAUAUAUAUAUAUAUAUAUAUAUAUAUAUGUGUGUGUGUGUACGUUUAAUCUGUAUAUUGUUUCUCAUAAGAUUUAUCACAAGUGUACAUGUUUUAUGGAACUACUGUGAUGCAUAUUUAUGCAUAAUACAAAAUAUAUUCAUUUAUAUAUAUUUAUAUAUAUAUGUGUAUAUAUAUAUAUAUAUAUAUAUAUAUAUAUAUAUAUAUAUACGACACCACAUGAGAUUUGUAUUGGUUCAGUUUUUGUAAUCUUUUGUAUAUAUAAAAAGAAAUGAAGACGAUACUAUAUCCGGAUCGGAAUUUAUGGCAGUAGUUAAAAAGAAUUAAAAAUAUAAAUUACUUACAAAUGCAAGCAAAAGCUACUUGUAGAAUUAGUUUCUACUCAAAAUUGCACAUACAUUUCUUAAGCCUAGUGUGUAAAUUGUUGUAACGCCAGUAUGUUUAGAAAUAAUCGAUCGAUUAAGAAUGUUACGCGCAAGAGAAAACGAAAUAAAUAAAUGAAUAAAUAAAAGAAAUCACAAUGCUAAUAAUA
Molecule: messenger RNA, 3161 nt
Organism: Vespa velutina
Lineage: Eukaryota; Metazoa; Arthropoda; Insecta; Hymenoptera; Vespidae
Gene: Unc-76
Product: fasciculation and elongation protein zeta-2
Exons: 8
Coding region: 397-1569 (390 amino acids)
Cellular component (GO): axon; cytoplasm
Source: RefSeq, a predicted model, not a curated record